Messenger RNA from Arachis ipaensis, 1816 nucleotides. Its product is annotated as zinc finger protein ZAT5. Lineage: Eukaryota; Viridiplantae; Streptophyta; Magnoliopsida; Fabales; Fabaceae. The record is from RefSeq and is a predicted model, not a curated record.
UGUGCUGAAGAAACCAGUCCUUCAAUUUUCUUGUCUUCCAAUCUGUUAACACUAACCAUAUUUGGUCACUUUCUGUUAAUCACGUUUAUUUUUGGCUCUAUCCUUAGAGUGCUAUAUUUCCUCCCCUCUCAAUUCCUAAAUCAUUCUAUAAUUAAACAUCUCCCACAUAGCAUAACUUAGAUAUUGCACGCCUAAUUCACACUCACUUUGACUCAUCCCUUAAACACAUAUCAUCAAUAUAUAAAUAACCAACCCCUUAAACUCUUGUUUUCCUCUGCUUCCUUACAACUCUCCUAGCCUCUCUUCUCUUCUCUUCUCUUUUCUCUCUUCUCUCUAUCUCUCUUUCUUUUAAGGUUUCUCUUCCUUCCCCACGGUGAGGACCAUCAUGGAAACACCAGAGGAACUCACCUUGGGUUCCAAAGACCAUACCAACAUCGUCAAAGGCAAGAGAACAAAGAGGGUACGGCCUCAAUCCCCCAUCCCCUUCUCCAUCGCCGCAGCAGAAGAAGAAGGAGGGGAGACUAAUAUACCAUCGCAACGACAAGAAGAAGAAAAAGAAGAUAUUAUUUACAAUGCGAAUGCGAAUGGCAACACAGCAACUACUUCUUCCGUGGGUCCACGAGACAGCACGGAAGAAGAGGAGGACAUGGCCAACUGCCUCAUCCUGUUAGCACAAGGACAAUCCAGGGAAUCCCCAAGACGCCCGGCCGCCGUAGCAGAAGAAGAAGGAGGAGGAACAAGCUACAACAAGUACAGCAGUAGGAAGUUUCUAGAAGCUGCCGGAGUCGGCGUUGGGUACGGAGGAGGAAGAACAGGAGGAUAUUAUGUAUACGAGUGCAAAACAUGUAACAGGACAUUUCCGUCUUUUCAAGCACUUGGUGGACACAGGGCAAGCCACAAGAAACCCAAGGCCGCCAUUCCUGCAAUCUCCAUUCACCAAGAAAGAAAACAACCACCGCCAUUGUUCUCCUCAGACGAAGAAGAGUUCCAAUUCAAGAACACCACCGCCAACAAAUCAAGCUUCCUCCAGUUGAACACAAGAGGGAAUAAUUUGUAUAGCAAUAACAAUAACAAAUCCAAGGUUCACGAAUGUUCCAUUUGCGGAGCUGAAUUUACAUCUGGACAGGCACUUGGUGGACAUAUGAGGCGGCACCGAGCUCCGGUGGGGACUAACACUAACACUAACACCACGCUUUCGCUGACCACGACCACCACGGCUGCCGCCAUGGAAGCAGAUGAGGAGCAACCUAAGAAGAAGACGAAGGUGUUAUCUUUGGAUUUGGAUCUCAACCUUCCGGCACCGGAAGAUCAAGAUCAAAGGGAAUCCAAGUUUGCCUUUGUAUCCAAGCAACCACCAACGCAACCGCAACCCCAACCGCAACCGCAGAAGCAGCAACCACAAACAAGUCUUGUCUUCUCUACUACACCAGCUUUGGUGGAUUGUCAUUACUGAACAGGGAAACUAAAAAGUUUGAAAAUUUAUUGGCAUUUAUUCAAUUCAUUCAUCAUGUGAAAGAAUUAAGAACAACAUUUUUUUUUGUUUAGCAAUACAUUAUUGAUUUGUUUGUAUGUAUGUAUGAUUAACUGAUUAUACACACAUACACAUUUGAAAAGAUUUUACAAUAAUUCUUUUGAUCCUUUACCAACUUGAAUUAAGCACCUGGAAUAAUCAUUAUGGUGACUUCAUCAGUUGUUUAAUUCAUUGAAAGUUUAAAAAAAAAUCAUAAUUUUUGUUCUCUGGAUAAGUCCUCUAUACAACUCAUGGAUAGCUCAUGUUGGCUACUCUCUUUUUUUCUGUUUUUAUUUUAUUUUCUUU